GUUGGUCGCAUUCUGGGUUUUCUACUCGUCGCAGUUGGAACGUCUUUCAAUUGAAAAGUUAAAUCAUACUCAAAACAAAUCAAAAUGUGCAAAAUAAGUUUGUGUCUGUUGGUUGCCAUUUUUGGCUGUCUGGUGUCCAGCAGUUUGGCCGGAGUUGCCCGGGAUAACUAUGUGCAUCGCGACAUUAUUUUGGUCGAGAAUGUGCGUGAUUUUGCUGCCAAGCAUCCCGGACUGAACUUGCAACGUCUCGAUAAGCAACCCGCAUCCGCUCGUGCUCGUGCCGUUGGUGAAUCUGUACGUUAUACACUCGGAGCACGUAUCUCAGGCGACAGAUUGGUUGCCCAGGAUGCCGAUGUCUAUAACUAUCCGACGACAAACGAUGUCAGCAUGCAGGUGACAUAUCCCCAAUCCGGCGUUGGCUCCAUUGUCACCUUCGUGGAGAUCAUUUGCACCCAGGAUAACAACGAGGGCAAUGCCUUUGUCGUUGCUGGCGGCAUUGGACAACGUUUCAUAUCCAUUCUGAUUGAGGCCCAGCAGACCAAUAGCUUUGCCUAUCAGGCCCAGUACUAUGGCGCCGAUUAAAAGCUAACCCUAGUUAAUCUUUAAUUUCCUGAAUUUAUUAUUAUUUUUUUUUUCUUUUGUGAUAGCAAUUAAAUGAACGAUUGUACAAAGAAA
Messenger RNA from Drosophila innubila, 675 nucleotides. RefSeq lists its product as uncharacterized. The record is from RefSeq and is a predicted model, not a curated record. Lineage: Eukaryota; Metazoa; Arthropoda; Insecta; Diptera; Drosophilidae. Bases 85 to 582 code for a protein of 165 amino acids. The transcript has 2 exons.